CCGCCCGGCGGCAGGUGGAGGAGGAAGGUCCGCGCCUCUCGCUGUGCGGGGAGAGACGGGCGACUCACCCACCCGCCCGAGGACCAGCCGCCGAUGCCGACCCGGACGGCGAGGAGCUGAAGGGAAGGAAAGGCGAUGAAGAAGUUUUUCGACGCCCGGAGGGAAGGCUCGGCGGCGGCCGGCGCGGGCGGCCUCGGCGGGAGCUCGGGCGGCGGAGGCGGCGGCGGCGGCUCCUUUCAGGGGAAGGUGUACACUGUGGGCCGGUACCAGGUCACGGUGGAGGAGCUCAUAGCGGAAGGUGGAUUUGCAAUAGUCUUUUUAGCCAAGACUCACAGUGGAGUAAGAUGUGCCCUUAAACGAAUGUAUGUUAACAGCGAACAUGACCUCAAAGUUUGCAGAAGGGAAAUAACCAUUAUGAAAGAUUUGUCAGGAAAUAGAAAUAUUGUCAACUACUUGGACUCCAGUGUUACCUCAAAUGCUAGCGGUGUGUGGGAGGUCCUUAUUCUGAUGGAGUACUGCAGAGGUGGUCAGGUUGUGAACUUGAUGAACCAGCGAUUACAAUCUGGGUUUACAGAAACUGAAGUGCUUCAAAUAUUCUGUAAUACCUGUGAAGCAGUGGCAAGGCUACAUCAAUGCAAAACACCAAUUAUUCACAGAGACCUUAAGGUUGAGAACCUUCUACUUCACGAUAGUGGAAAUUACAUCCUCUGUGAUUUUGGAAGUGCAACAAACCGAUUUAUAUGUCCUCAGGUUGAAGGGAUCAGUGGAGUAGAAGAGGAAAUAAAAAAAUAUACAACACUGUCGUACAGAGCACCAGAAAUGGUUAACCUCUACAGUGGAAAGUCAAUUACCACUAAAGCUGAUAUUUGGGCUCUUGGGUGUUUACUUUACAAACUAUGUUUCUUUACUUUACCAUUUGGAGAAAGCCAAGUGGCCAUCUGUGAUGGAAGUUUCACCAUCCCAGACCAUUCCCGGUACUCCAAUGAAAUGCACUGUUUGAUACGGUACAUGCUUGAGCCAGACCCAGACAAGAGACCUGAUAUUUAUCAGGUUUCUUUCUUUGCUUUUAAGCUAUCAGGGAAGGCAUGUCCAGUCAAAAAUAUUAAUAAUGCUUUAAUUCCAGCAAAAAUGCCAGUACCAAUAAAAGCUAGUGAAGUUGCUGCUAAAAAAUCCCAACAAAGAACCAGGCUUACAGACCCAAUACCCACUACAGAGACCUCAAUAGCACCUCGCCAAAGGCCUAAAGCUGGUCAAGCAAAUUCAUCUCCGGGUAUUCUGACUAUUCAGCCAGCACUCACACCAAGGAAGAGACCUACAACACAAUUAGAGUCUCAAACAGCAGAUUGUGUCUCAUCCUUGGAUUGCACAGGAGUUACAUCUGCAAGUAGUGGCCAAGUUGCUCCAUUUCAUGGACAGCAGGCACCAGCUCAGGCACAGCCAACACCACAAGCGCAGCAGCAGCUAAUUCAACAGCAGUAUUUACUGCAGCACCAACAACAGGCUUACUACCAACAGCAACAAAUGCUUCAGGCAGCACAGCAUUACCAUGUGAUGCAGCAGGCACAGCAGCACAUGAUGCAGAAUUACUACCUUCAACAACAGUAUGCCAUGCAGCAGCAAGCAGCCAUGCAGCAGAUGCAAAUGAUGGCACAGCACGCUUCUGUUCAGCAGCAGGUGGCUAUGCAGCAACGUGCUCUGUUACAGGCACAAAUGCACCAAAAGGCUCAGCAGGUUCAGCCCCCACCUCAACACACAUUAAAGUUGCUGGCAUUAACCCCACCAUCUUCACCAAAAGUGCAACGAGCUGGUCAUCGGAGAAUCCUCAGCGAUGUCACGUUCAGCAGCCUGUUUGGAGUCCCAGCAAGUCAUUCCUCCCAACAGCUGGCAGCAGCUGCUGCUGAAGCCAAUCUUCAUAAAUCAAAGUCAGCUUCCACAAGUCCUGUAGGUUCUCCCAAAACUUCACAGCAAAACAUUUACAACCCUCCCGAUCUCUCUUCAUGGAAUCCUUUCGGUGAUGACAAUUUUUCUAAACUAACUGCUGAGGAACUUCUCGAUAAACAGUUCGAUGAGCUUCGGAACGAUAAAACUACUGAAUUGAAAAAAGUGUCAAAUGAAAAUCUCCUGCCAGGCUAUCAUCCCAGCACAGCUCCAUCACAAACUGACAUGUUUGGGGCAUCAGCCUUUGCAUCUGGCACAGAAAACAUUCCUGGGGAUGAUUCUAUUUCAAAUCCCAAACUCCUUCCUGCUGCUUCACCUGGCAACACUGACCCUUUUAACCCUGUUGUGUCUUCUAAUCGGACUGGGACUUUGUUCAGCAGCGAUGAGGAUGAGUGUAAAACAGAUGAAGACACCAUCAAAUUGGAGGACUAUAACAGCUCCAAACCUCUCCUCGAUGAUUUGGAUGAAGAUUAUGAAAUAGACCAAGACAAUCAAAACGAGAGUGAAGGAGAACAUCUCAACCAAGAUUUUUCGAAAGAAACUGACCCAGAGGAACCUUGCCAAAUUAGAUCAUCUGAUUCUACUCCCAGUGUCCAAAACACUGAAGUCUGCCAGGAAACCUCUGUGGCUCAUUUGGAAACGGAUCUUUCACUGUUUCAAUCUGAUGUGUGUAAAGAGACGGGUGGUGUGAAUGACCACAGCAAGCUGGAAAAAAUUCAAGAAGCUUCGUUCAAACCUAAAGUGAAUCUUAAAAAUGACCAAGAUGAAUUUUGCAUCUUCAAGAAUGCGCCAUUUGCAAGCAUGGUAUACCUGCCAGACCCUCACACCAAAGAAAUGACAUCAGUGGAACCCGCAAACACAGAUUUAUUUGGUCACGUUCCUUUUCAGACAGUUUCUGCUGAGAUUGGAAGGGACUUUGCAGAUGUGUGCCACUUAGAGCUAAUGAGUGGAAGUACAACUAACACUGAGCAACAUGUGCAAUCACCUGUGGACGGCCUUAAAUGCAAAAUCACCAAAAACGUCAGGCUAAAUAAGGAGCAAGAGGUGCACUCUGACACUGCUUUAAUCGCAGGAUGCCUUGGGGAUAUUUCAGAGGACAUUAGGUCUGCAAAGUAUGAAAAAUAUAAUUCUAUUAUGAAAGUACCUUCAAUAUUAAACCCUUUUAGCCAAAGUACCAGCCCUAAUAAUAUGGGAAAACUCGAAUCUGAUGGACUCACUGAACCACAAGUUGUUCUGGGUCAAGACUCUGUCCUGCACAUAAACAACGAGGAUCCAUUUUCUGCUGCACCUUUCCCUAUGAAGGGCUGGGGAAAGGUUUUUCCAACAAGUGGUUCAACGGAGAGCAAAUAAUAUCAUUACUUACUGUUUGGGCUUUCAGAUUUGAUGAACAUUGGCAGAGCAGAAAAGGUUUUAACCUUUGCCUGUGGAAAACUGAACAGCAGCAUGAUUUACAACUUGAAUCCCAAGGGAUGGGCUCCAGUUUGCACCAUUUACAGACAUAUCAAUGGAUUCAGGAAUCAAGACAUUGAUGAAAUGUCAGUGUUGCUGAAACUGCAGAUAUAAAUAUCACUUUAUAGCUUCAGUAAUCCAUAUAGUGGUUCAGUGUAUGGAACAACCGCACUGAAGAAAUUUGUGGUUGUGUUUUAAAGCAAGAAGAUGCAACUCAGUGACAGGAUUGGUCUCCCAUCUUACUCAACAAGAAUUACAUUCAGUGGGGACACAAUAUUCAAGGAACAUGAUGUUCCUACUUCAGAUUUUUUUUUCUUAAUGGCCAGGUUAAUGAGAUCUGUAGCUCACUUUCCAACAAACUCAAUGAAGAACGUCAUAAAACUGAAGGAAUUAUUAGUUACUCAUUUGUCAUUUUGAGGAAUGUAUUCUUUGGGUAAGAGACUAUUUCUCUUUACACUCAACCAACACUUCCUGAGUUUUGUUUAUUUCUCUGAACCUAAUAAAUCUGCCCAGGAUUAAGGGCAGGCUUUAAUUAAUCUAUAUCAUGUGAGUGAUCGCAAUUUCUCAAUUAUCCUCUGAGCAGUUUCUUUCAGUUAACCCUUCUAUUUUAUACUUCAUCUGGCCAACUGCCGACUUGAAGUCUGAAGUGCAAUGCAAAUACAAUUCUUUACCAAAGACUGACGGACUAAUUCUCGAACUAUGUGAAAGUCUCACAUUAGUUCAACAAGUAUCACAGAAAUCAUGCAAUCAUAAAAACUAUGAAUAAAACAAAAUCUUUGCUUGCAAUGACCGAUUUAGAAAGUUUAAAAAGAUCUAUGCACUGGUAUUCAAUAAUCCACUAUGCAGCGCUACAUUGGUAUGACUGCAGUUUUACAAUGCUCUGCCAUUGCACCAUCACUGUUGAGUUCUGCAAAGAAUGCUCAAGCUGCUCUAAACUACGAGGCAAAAAGUUGGGAGGAGCUCAUCAGUGUAGCAGAGACUGGUCUUUAGACAAUCUAUCGUGCAACACAUGUAAAGCAAUCACCGUUCUUACCCUGUAAAUCAAGAGGAUUGUUUCUUCAUGUGGCUCUAUUUACUGUUACAAAUAUUUCAGUAGGUAAGGAAUGACGUAAAUAUGAUAAACUACAAAUCACUGUGAUAUCCAGGAUAGGACUAACCAUUCCUGUGAAAUGCAACUCUGAUAUUAUGAAAUUGUUUUGGCCAUGCUGCAUUAUUUAAGCAAAUGGCUAUUGACUGUCUGUGUACUACAAAUGUUCUGAAAUUGGUUAUUCCAAGUCGUAAAUAAACACCAACA
Callorhinchus milii (elephant shark) is the source of this 4681-nucleotide messenger RNA. Its product is annotated as AP2-associated protein kinase 1-like. The transcript has 17 exons. Bases 136 to 3288 code for a protein of 1050 amino acids. Gene Ontology annotation, biological process: protein phosphorylation. The record is from RefSeq and is a predicted model, not a curated record. Gene Ontology annotation, molecular function: protein kinase activity; ATP binding. NCBI's taxonomy places the organism in Eukaryota, Metazoa, Chordata, Chondrichthyes, Chimaeriformes, Callorhinchidae.